Messenger RNA from Triticum dicoccoides, 1351 nucleotides. RefSeq lists its product as uncharacterized. The record is from RefSeq and is a predicted model, not a curated record. Lineage: Eukaryota; Viridiplantae; Streptophyta; Magnoliopsida; Poales; Poaceae. The transcript is spliced from 7 exons. Bases 34 to 1068 code for a protein of 344 amino acids.
GAGAAGAAAGCGGCAGUUGGAGCCUUGGUGGGGAUGGAACGCUUCCGGUUCAGGGCACCUCCCCUCUCGCUCAAGCUGGCCUUCGCCGCCGUCUCCCUCUCCCUCGGCGUCUCCUUCGCCGCCGUCUCCUGCUCCUCCUCCUCCUCUCCCCUCCCCUCCUCGGCCGCCUCCUCCUCUCCGCGGCCGUCUCCCCGGACCGUAGCCGCCGACCUCCUCGCCGUCCUCGCCGGCCCGCGCGCCGCGGCGCGGGUGCCGGCUCGGGAGGCCUCGCGCCUGAGCUCCUGCCUCCGGUUCCUCUCCCCGGCCAACCCCGCCUCCGUGCCUAGCGCGUAUCCCUGGAGGGGCUCCCGGAAGGUUCUGCUGGAAGGCUGCGAUGCGGCCGAGGCGGAUGCGAUGGUGAUGUGGCCGCCGGCGCCGGUCUUGGAGCUGGCGCGCCUCGCCGUCGACUCCGGAGGCGACCCCGGGGCCAUCCACCGCUUGCUCGACCCCACCAUGCUGCCGGUGCCUGAUAUUGAGGGGACGAAGAAGAGUAAAUGCCACCUCACAAGAACACCGUAUGGAAGACACUUUGCUGAUGAGGAAAUCAAUUCAUACUUUGCGUUUCUGUUUGAAUUGAUUGCUGCGCGAGGACCAUUGGUUGGAUUAAAUGUAUCACUGAAUCGGUAUGAUUUAUUCCAUGGGCAUCUUUUCCUGGCAUCUGGGACAGGAAGGCUUGGGAUUCUGUUUCAUGCCAAAGAAUAUCCAGCAUUUGAUAAAGAAUCGUUCCCUUACAAUUUGGGAUAUUGCCAGACUGAAUCUGAUGUACCGUAUGACGACUCUAUGAAUCUACGUAAUAUCCUUUGGUUAGCUCCAUUGCCAUCCAGUGAGACGAAAGCUUGGUUGGCACCAGGAGUGUUAGUCGUCUUGGAUGCACAUCCAGAUGGAAUUAUUUAUCAAGACAUGAUACGCGACUAUGUUCAGAUUGUACGGACAAUAUAUGAAGAUGAUUUUGGAAAGCAUGCUGUUGAUGUCAACUAUCUCAAUGUUGCCAACGCAGCGGCUCCAGCGGAUAGAAUUUUCAUUUGCUGACAUCUAUCAAUAGGACUAUUAAAUUUCUCCACCGUGUGAUCUCCUCUCUGGGAAGCAAACACCAAACAUACCGAUUUUUUACGUGAUUGAUGUGUUCAAGAUCCAAGAAAGCAGCAGUGGUUUGCUAGCAAGUAGUCCUAUAUAGUUCAGGUGUUUAUUUACGAGAUGAUUUCAGAUAUUUAUUUGAUUGAAUGUACAGAUGUACUCGAGGAAGCAGUUUACCUCUCGCACGCAUGUCAUCUUUGAUAAAGAACGACAGAAAAUAUUUUGGUUAUAGCAUUCA